AUGGCCCAACCUAAGCUGGGCAUCCAGACAAGACAGAUGAAGGAGGCAUUCUUUGAGACCAGGGUGCGACAGGACAUCCAGGUUAGAAAAGGAGAGGUGAGGAAGGAGAAGGACUUUGCUAGAGGCCAACCUAAGCUCUCUACCAAAACAUCAGCCAGGAAGCAUAGGAACACAGGCCAGGUGGUGAUUCAAUGUCGUGUGAACAACAGACUGGUCUCGUUGAGGCAGCUGACUCAAAGCUUGAAGCGCCUGUCCACAGGAGAUGAACUGUUGCCCAGGGUGAUCCGUUCUCCCUCGGGGUGUGCAGUGGCCGAGCCAGAGGGCGAGGAGGAUGAGUGUCCCAGUCUGAGCUUCACGGCCCCCAGCGCCCUGCUGAAGCCUCCCUACGCUCACCCCCUCAGAAUCUUUGAUGUGAUCCGAGGCGUGAUGACCUGGAAGAAGUUCCCAUCGGCUGCCCUGGCCUCUCUGUCCAACAGUCCCACACUCACCAGUAGCUGGGCCCCGCGCAUGUCUGACCCCUUCAACAGUGACAUUCUGCCCACCAUGGCGCCCACAGCUCUGAAUGGCCUUCCAGAAGAUAUGACAGAGGAGCUACUGGAUGGACCGUCUGAAAGCACGGGAGUAUCUCUCACACCCGAGAUGAUCCGAGCAGAGUUUCCCCUGCCAGAGAAUGUACCUUCCACUCCCAGACAGCUGAAAGACGACAGCUUUAAAGAUGACAGCAGUUCCCCGAGUCCCUGUAAAACUCCCCAGAUGAUGCCUGUCAGUACAGUAAACACCUCCAGGGAGUCAAGAGAGCAGCAGCUGGAGAUGUUUCUGAAGUCUCAGACCAAUAGACUUGGUGCCAAGGUGACGGCGCGACUCAACCACCUGAAUAUUGUGGGCAAGGCUAAUUCACCCUCUACACCAGAUAAUAAAUAGUGCUAUAUUUGUUACGAGGCACUAAGGUUGAUGCAGGAAAUAUCAGAUUACAGUACCAACAUACAUUGACUGAUAUAUUUCCUAUAAUAUAUUUUACUGUAAAAUACAUCAUUACUGUAGCUGCUAUGUGCUAUUGUACAGUUGCCACACCACUGAUGCUGUGCCCAUUGUCUUGCAUUUACGCUGGCCAAUUCAGCCAAGGACAUUUUCAUUUAAAACAGUCUUUAUGUACUUUAAAGUUCGGCUUCUUGUUUUAUAUAAUUAAUGACAGGCCUUUCUGGCAAAUAAAAAAAUAGAUAAAGGAAUGAUUCCAAAUUUACACCUGUAUGUCACAGAUCCACAGUUAAAGCAAUCUCUAUUGCACUCCACACUGCUCUUUCACACCUGGACAAAAGGAACACCUACGUGAGAAUGCUGUUCAUUGACUACAGCUCAGUGUUCAACACCAUAGUGUCCUCCAAGCUCAUCACUAAGAUGAGGACCCUGGGACUAAACACCUCCCUCUGCAACUGGACCCUGGACAUUCUGACACAUCCGCCGUGCUGAACCUCAACACAGGGGCGCCAGCUUAGUCUCCUCUACUCCCUGUUCACCCAUGUCUGCGUGCCCACGUUCGACUCAAACACCAUCAUUAAGUUAGCCGAUGACACGGCGGACCGUG
Oncorhynchus mykiss (rainbow trout) is the source of this 1582-nucleotide messenger RNA. The record is from RefSeq and is a predicted model, not a curated record. Lineage: Eukaryota; Metazoa; Chordata; Actinopteri; Salmoniformes; Salmonidae.